GUGAGAGUGCGCACACCGGAUAUGUCGUCACAGAUGACGAAAGCGGAUGUUUGGCGCAGCAGGUUGAGUUAUGAUGGAGGAUGACUCUAAACAUCUCGACAGUGAAACACACACACGAUAGCGAAAUAAAUCCUCCUCACUGAAGCUAAUCCCAUGUGGAGCGUGUGUUGUGCUGACUCCAGCUGGCUGACAUGGCAUCAUCUGCCCAGAUGUGUAUAGGUCUCUAUCCUCUGCUGCUCCUCACGGUUUCUCCACUGCACUGCCUCUCCUCCUCCGUUCCCUCCCGAGCGCCCUCUUCCUGUGGACCUGGCCGGUCCUGGGCGGUGCGGCUCAACGCGGCCUCUGUGAAAGCGGGACAUUCCCUCGACAGGCUGGCCCAGAAUGUGGCCGAGGAUGUCGGCCUGGAGAAUCACGGGCAGAUCGGGCAGCUGGAGGGACACUACCUGCUUUGCCAAGGGCUGGAGGACACGGCGGAUGUGGACCCUCGUUCAACGAAGUCUGCUCUGGAGGAGAACCCUCAUGUGGUCUGGCACUCGCAGGAACACAUCCUCAGACGCUCCAAGAGGAGCGUGACCUUCAAUGACCCUAAAUAUCCCAGUCAGUGGCAUUUGCACAACGAUGUGAAGCAGGGGAUGGACAUUAAUGUGACUGGCGUCUGGGAGCGUAACAUCACCGGCGUCGGGAUCACAGUGGUUGUAGUGGAUGACGGCGUUCAGCACGACCUGGCAGAUAUUCAGCCCAAUUAUAGUCCUGAGGGCAGUUAUGAUUUAAACUCCAACGACCCGGACCCCAUGCCCCAUCCCGACGGACACAACGACAAUCAUCACGGCACCCGCUGUGCUGGAGAGAUCGCUGCCGUGUCCAAUAACAGCUUCUGUGCUGUCGGAGUGGCGUACGGUGGCAAAGUGGCAGGCAUCCGGGUUUUGGAUGGACCCCUCACAGACAGCAUGGAGGCCGUGGCUUUUAAUAAGCACUACCAAGUGAAUGACGUCUACAGCUGCAGUUGGGGACCGGAUGAUGAUGGGCGUACAGUUGAUGGACCUCAUCCCUUAGGCAAGGCGGCGCUGCAGCAUGGCGUCAUUGCAGGCAGGAAGGGCUUUGGUAGCAUCUUUGUUGUGGCCAGUGGCAAUGGAGGACAGUACGACGACAACUGCAACUACGAUGGCUACGCCAACUCCAUCUACACCGUGACCAUUGGAGCGGUGGAUGAGAAUGGCAGAAAGCCGUUUUAUGCAGAAGAGUGUGCGUCCAUGCUGGCCGUGACGUUCAGCAGCGGGAGCAGACAACUGCGCAGCAUCGUGACGUCAGACUGGUCUCUGCAGAGCGGCACGGGCUGCACCGACGGGCACACGGGCACAUCUGCGGCGGCACCGCUGGCAGCGGGGAUGGUGGCGCUCAUGCUGCAGGUGCGGCCCUGUCUGAGCUGGCGCGACGUUCAGCACAUCAUUACUUACACAGCAACACAGCAUGACACACAGGCCGACUGGAGAACGAACGGAGCAGGUUUCCAUCACAGUCACAUGUACGGCUUCGGGCUGCUCAACGCCUGGAGGCUCGUCAACGCUGCCAAGGUCUGGGAGUCCGUCCCCUACUUGGUGUCCUAUCAGAGCCCAGUUUUGAAGGCCAAUGAGAUCAUCCCAGCCUAUCCCAAAACUCUGUCUCACACGUGGAACGUCACGGUAUCUGACUUGAGGCAGUCAGGCAUGCAAACGCUGGAGCACGUGUCCGUCACCGUGACGAUCGUCCAUCCUCGGCGUGGGAACGUCGAGAUCGUGCUCGUGUGUCCCAGUGGAAUGACCUCGCUGAUCGGAGCCAAGAGAGCGCUGGAUGUAGAUACGACUGGAUUAACGGACUGGACCUUUUCCACGGUUCGAUGUUGGGGAGAAAGAGCAGAGGGACAAUACAGUCUACAGAUCACUGACAACAAAGAGUCGACUCUGUCAUCGGGCGUACUGAAGUACUGGAAACUCACUCUGUACGGCUCAUCUCUGUCUCAUCAGCAGGUGAAAGAGAGACAAAGAGUUGUUGAAGACGCCAUGGGCGGCCAGUAUCUCAACAGCAGUUUUGCUCUCCCCUGUCCGCCUGGUAUAGAUGUUCCUCCUGAAAUCGUGAGCCCGUUCACCUCGAACAGCCUGAAGUCUCUUCUGCUGCUGGGCUGUUUUGCGCUCUUCUGGUCGCUGUAUUACACUCUUGAAGUGACCCUGACCCAUUGGGACUGGCGUGGAUGUAGCGUGGCCGUCAGGGGAAGAGACAGAGGAUUGCAGGCUGGAUCCACAGGCCUAGAGGACAGUCAAGUGGUUGAAAUCCAGCCCGAGAUGGACAAUGAGUCCAAAGUCCCCCUCAUUGCUGCUGAUAUGAACACGUAGCACUCAGGAAAAACUGGAAAAUGGACCCUGUCUUCUUCUCCUCUCUUUUUUGUUUCUUUGUCUCCAAUUCAUUUGUUUGGAAUUUCAGGUUGCACUUUGCUUUCGUUUGAGCAUGUGAGCAAACGCUCUGUAUUGAGUUGCCUUAUUUUGUUUUUGAUUUAUUUGCUGAUAUGUUCAUGACAAUGUUACCUUAAAAGAGUGCCUGAUAAAGUGAGCGAGUCUUUGCAGUAUUUGAAACGUUUAUUGCAUAUAGGAUUGGAUGGAUUGCACGAUUGAAAGUGUGUGUUUGGUGACUGCUGCGUGAAUGAUGUUAUAGAGUUUAAUAUAAUUACAUUCUUUUACAUGUUUUUUCUUGAUCGUGAUGCAUUGAAUGUGACACGAUUGGAACAUUUUCAGAGUAUAAAUACCUCAACACUUGAAUUUUGACAUAAUAAAAGAGAUCUGCCGAGGUCUGCUUAACUGCAGACGUUUUACUGAUUUUAGCCAGUUUUUUUUUUUUUUACUGAAGCGUGGUAUUCUUGUGAACAAGAACUCAGAUGUGGUUUAAAUAAAAACAAAAAGGGAAACUG
Molecule: messenger RNA, 2935 nt
Organism: Megalobrama amblycephala (Wuchang bream)
Lineage: Eukaryota; Metazoa; Chordata; Actinopteri; Cypriniformes; Xenocyprididae
Gene: pcsk7
Product: proprotein convertase subtilisin/kexin type 7
Exons: 16
Coding region: 192-2366 (724 amino acids)
Biological process (GO): protein processing
Cellular component (GO): trans-Golgi network; Golgi membrane
Molecular function (GO): serine-type endopeptidase activity
Source: RefSeq, a predicted model, not a curated record